Geodia barretti is the source of this 2969-nucleotide messenger RNA. NCBI's taxonomy places the organism in Eukaryota, Metazoa, Porifera, Demospongiae, Tetractinellida, Geodiidae. The record is from the annotation of a GenBank genome assembly.
AGUGACAUAAUUCUAAUUAACGCGCAGCCUUAAAGGCCCGAUUUCCAACGACGUCAUCUUCGUAACGUGGCGCUGUGUAGCUUGAGACACAGAGAGAAGGGAUCCCUGAGGCAGACAUGGCCGCCUGUGUGAGACUCUGCUUGCUACUGGCCGUCUUAUCAUGGGCUGAAGCCUUCUACCUCCCGGGUCUAGCCGCCACUAACUUCUGCGAGGAGGAAGUCAAGGAGAAACAUUCAAAGGGAACGUGCAAGAGUCGGGUAUACGUACACGUCAACAAGCUGGACUCCUCUGAAACCAUUGUGCCCUACGAGUACACCAGUUUCGACUUCUGCGAGCCAGAUGAAGACUCUCCUGACAAGGACCCAGUGGAAAACCUUGGCCAGGUGGUGUUUGGAGAGAGGAUUAGAGCCUCUGCCUACAAUGUUAUAUUCAGGAAGGAUGUGUCUGAACCGGUAGUGGUGUGCGAGAAGAAGUACAACAAAAAGAAGGGGCCUCUGUCAUUCCUGAAGGAGAGGAUCCACGAGGGAUACAUGCAGCAGUGGGUCAUCGACAACAUGCCUGUCACCUGGUGCUACAAGAUCCUGGAGAGCGACAAACCAUUCUGCACGACUCGUUUCCCCGUCGGUUGCUACGUCACUUCUUCUGGGCAGAGACACGAUGCCUGCUUCUUAUCUGAGAAGAUGAAGGAGAAAGGGGCCACCUAUAUCUUCAACAAUGUCCAUCUCAUCCUGUCCUACCACAAGGGUACGCCACCGGAGUUCACCGACGGUCGUAUCGUGAGGGCCCAGGUCAAACUAUCCAGCUGCUCCAGCACUGCCUGUACUGAUCCUAUGGUCAUCGACUCUGAUUCCGCCAGGAAAAGCCUGAAGGGAAAAGACGGGAAACUUGUUGUUCCGUACAUGUACACGGUGGAGUUUGAGGAGGAGGAGGGGAUUAAAUGGGCGAGUCGCUGGGACUAUAUUCUGGGGUCAAUGCCUCAAACAAACGUCCAGUGGUUCUCACUUAUCAACUCAGUUCUGAUCACAAUUUUCCUGACCGCCAUGGUGACAAUGAUUCUCCUGCGCUCAAUACAUCGCGACAUCAUGAAAUACAACAAGGAGGAUACUGAGGACAUUCAGAAAGACUUUGGCUGGAAGCUGGUUCAUGGAGAUGUGUUCCGACCGCCAACAUGUACAAUGACAUUAGCAGUCUGUGUGGGCAGUGGAGCUCAACUCCUGGUUAUGGCUGUCAUUGCUCUGGUGUUUGCAUGCCUGGGAUUCCUGUCUCCUCCCAACAGAGGAGCUCUCAUGACAUCUGUACUGGUAGUCUAUGUGUUCAUGGGAGCUGUGGCUGGCUAUGUAUCUGCUCGUCUCUACAAGAUGAUGGGAGGACUCAAGUGGAAGUCUAACGCGUUGGCCACUGCAUUGUUUGUGCCAGGGUACGUACAUAUGUACAUGUAUGUGUGUAUUGUAUGUAUAUACAUUCCACCUGUAUGUGGUGGUGUCCAACUACUAACACUGUUUUAACCCCCCCUCACACACACACACACACGCACGCACGCACGCACACACACUCUCUCUCUUUCCUUUUCUCUCUUGCUGUUUCCUUGGCCCAGGACGUGUUUCUCAGUGUUCUUCACUCUGAACCUGUUCCUGUGGGGAGCAGGGUCCAGUGCAGCCAUUCCCUUCACCACCCUCCUCGCCCUGCUCUGUCUGUGGUUUGGCAUCUCUCUCCCUCUCACCUUCUUCGGAGCCUUCUUGGGCUUCAGGAAACAUCCGAUAGAGCAGCCGGUCAAGACAAACCAGAUCCCUCGAGAGAUCCCAGAGCAGAACUGGCUAUCUCAUACCAUCCCCACCUCCCUCAUGGGCGGCAUCCUCCCAUUCGGCUGUGUUUUCAUCCAACUCUUCUUCAUACUGAGCAGCAUUUGGGGUGGUCAGAUCUACUACAUGUUUGGGUUUCUCCUGCUGGCAUUUGUGGUACUGGUUGUGGUGUGUGCCCAGACCUCCAUCAUCAUCUGCUACUUCCACCUCGGCUCUGAGGACUACCGCUGGUGGUGGCGCUCCUUCUUCUCCACUGGCACCACGGCCCUCUACCUCUUCUUGUUCUCUCUCCAUUACUUUGUGUACAAGACGACCAUCACAGGCUGGCUGUCCUACUUCGUCUUCUUUGGAUACACGUUCAUCAUGGUCUUUCUCUUCUGGAUACUCUGUGGUACCAUAGGUUUUUUGGCAUGCCUGCUGUUUGUUCGCAAGAUAUACACACACACUGCGCUGAUGCAACUACAGAGGUUCCAUUCACAGUUUGUGCCCAUACAGUGGAACCCCUCUAAGGCGGACAACUUAGAGCCACAGCAUUUUGUCCAUUGUCGGGGUUUUGCCUGAUUAUACAGUAUUCACAAUUCUAUGUCACUAAUUCAAUGUUAAAACACUCUAGACAAGAUUACAACAUGAUAAUGAUGAUGAUGAUGAUGAUGACAGUGUAUAGUCGAUCAAAGUCUAUUGCGCGCUAAAAUAUUCCGCGCUUCUUUUUAUCCGUCUCACAUUAUACACCUUCAGGCCAAGGUCGCCGCGCCUCAUGCUCAGCUGCUGCUGGACGCCGCGCCGCUGCCAAGACUCUGGCUGCCGGCCCGCCACAUAACACCCAGCUACGCUGUCGGUCAACAACUGAUCACCGGCUGGAGCGGUGGGGGCUGCUGCACCGGAGCUGCCGCCGAGACAGUAGUAGUUGAUGGGGACGGCUCCCCCAGACGUCUGGCCGACUGCAUCAUGAUCUGGAGCACGCGGGAGGCAAGAUCGGCCUGUCCAGCUGACGACCCUGGAACGGCCGUUCCUCCUGCAGGGUUGCUGGCAGCUGCCACCGUCGUGACAGAGACGUAGGAGUGGUCGAAGACGACGAGGACGCCAUGGCUGAGACAGGAAGGCUGGAAUCGGCGAAAAAGAACGAAACUUCUGGCUGAGAGAUUCGUGCGCUUUGCUGCUGCUGGAUUCGAA